AUAACUGAUGAAUUACCUGAAUUUCCAAAUACGUUACUGGGGGAGGGAAAAUAUGACCGACACCAAGCACUGUGUUGAUGUGUGGCAUGUUGCUAAAGGACUAAAGAAGAAAGUAUUAGCUCUUUCAAAGGAGAAGGACUGUGGGGAACUAAGCAGUUGGAUCAAGAGCAUUACCAACCAUCUGUACUGGGUUGCUGCAUCUACACCUGAUGCAGAUGCAGAUCUAAUGAUGCAGAAGUGGCGGUCAUUAGAGAACCACAUCCAAAAUAUCCACGAGGGUCAUGGUGAGCUAUUUCCAAAAUGUCUGCAUCCAGAUCUUGCAGGACAGGAAAGAAGGAAGAGGUGGCUGAAGCCAGGUAUGAAUGAUGUUUAAGA
Messenger RNA from Pecten maximus, 375 nucleotides. RefSeq lists its product as uncharacterized. The record is from RefSeq and is a predicted model, not a curated record. The coding region runs from base 8 to 373 and encodes 121 amino acids. The transcript has 2 exons. Lineage: Eukaryota; Metazoa; Mollusca; Bivalvia; Pectinida; Pectinidae.